Betta splendens (Siamese fighting fish) is the source of this 7224-nucleotide messenger RNA. RefSeq names its product disks large homolog 5-like. NCBI's taxonomy places the organism in Eukaryota, Metazoa, Chordata, Actinopteri, Anabantiformes, Osphronemidae. Gene Ontology annotation, biological process: regulation of apoptotic process. The record is from RefSeq and is a predicted model, not a curated record. Gene Ontology annotation, molecular function: protein binding. Bases 423 to 6392 code for a protein of 1989 amino acids. The transcript is spliced from 34 exons.
UUAAAUGUCCAUUGCUCGGAAAUAUGAUUGGCACAGGCUGCAGCGACUCGGACGGUGAGCGAUGGCGGAGUUUGUAGUCCCACGCAGCGGGCUCCUGGGGAGUUUCUACACUUUCCAACAUGUCGAGACAACUUGGUUCUAGGACGACGGGCGGCGCGCGGCGCACGCGGGGCUGAGGCGCUUAUUCUUUUCAGGAAGGACGGGGCGAAGCGGCGGCUCUGGGAAAAUGUGUUGUCAUCCUCGCGCAGUCAACAGCCUUGGGCAACAAAUAUGGCUACUUGUGUAUCCUUCGGUUCCGGCUGGAAAACCGUCCCGCUUGGACCGUGCGGGGUAGUUUCGACAAGUCCGGAGUGAUUCAGAAGCCGGGUUUGCGCCGCAGCCGCUUCGGGGCGAGAGAACGGGGAAACGGAGCGCCGCUGUAGAUGGAGCCCCGACACAAGGAGUUGUUGGAGAAGUGCUACCAGAACUUGGUGGAGUCGCUAACGGAUGCCGACCGAGUUGUGGACGUGUUGGCUCGUUGCGGGACUCUGAGCCAGGCCGAGCGCGUGGAACUGGGUCACGACUGCACCAACUCGGAGAAAGUGGACCUCCUCCUGAAGAUACUGAUCGGCAAAGACAGGGACUACUUCGCGGAGUUCUGCGCGGCUCUGGAGGCGACGCACCCUCACCUGCAGCCCGUGCUGGCGGACGGUACCGGUCCGGUGGACCACACAAGCGGAUCCACUUACAGCGUCUUGUCCACCAUGCCCUCCGACUCGGAAAGCAGCAGCUCUCUCAGCAGCUUAGGUACGCCCACCCAAGCCUCCUCUCCCCCGCCCGCUCACAUGGACAACCGCCAGGUGAACAAGGAGAUGGAGACGGUGCUGUUCCAGCUCCAGCACGUGACCCGCGAGAGGGACGAGCUCCGCAAACAUCUGGCCCUCGCCUCACCUGGAACUACCUUCGAUGACUGCAGACCCAACUCGAAAGCAGGUCACGACUAUGAGCGUUUGAAGCUGCAGUGCAUGAAGGCAAUGGCGGACCUGCAGUCCCUGCAGAACCAGCACAGCACCACCCUGAAGAGGUGCGAGGAGGCCGUGAAGAAAGCGGACUUCUACCACACGCUCCACAGCCAUCUGGCGAGUGAACACGCCCAGCUGAAAGACAAGCUCGAGGCGCUGAGACAGGACAACAUCCAGCUGGUCAGGGAGCACAACCACGUGAAGCAGGCCUGCGAGGAGCUGAGGCGGCUGCACGAGGACGGCCAGCGGGAGGUGGCAGACAUGAGGAUGCUGCACCAGCAGGUGAUGAGAGAAUGCUCCUCGGAUGUCCUCAAUAAGCUGUACGACACCGCCGUGGACAAGCUGGAGGCCAUGAAGGGUGAUUACGAGGCUCUGAGGAAACACUACAACGAGAAGACCGCUAGUCACAAUGCCGACCUGAGUCGCCUUGACCAGGCUGAGGAGGAGAAUCACCGGCUGCAGAAACAAAUGGACAUGCUGCUGAAGCAGAGAGACGCUGCCGUCCACUAUCAGCAGCAGUGUUCCUCAUCUAUAAGAAGGUUCGACAACAUACAACAAGAGCUGUCCAAGGCUGCGUCCCAGAACAAGGAGCUGCAGCGGGAGAUGGAGCGGCUGCAGUCGGAGGUGACGCGGCUCAAGACGCAGCAGUUCAAAGCGGUGAAGGACUGCGAGAAAGCCAGGGACGAGCGCGACUCUGUGAUCAGCGAGUACCGCCUCAUCAUGAGCGAGCGGGACCAGGUGAUCAAAGAGGUGGACCGGCUCCAGACCGGGCUGGAGACGGCGGAGGCCAGGCUGAAGAACAGUUCCUCAGAGAGGAGGGUGGCGAGCGAAGAGCUGGAGGCUCUCCGACAGGAGCUGGCCUCGGCGCUGGUGGACCGGGACCGGGCCAUCUGCGAGAAGAACGAGCUGCUGGAGAAAUACUGCCACGAGGUUCAGCACAAGGCCGAGGCCCAGAAGGAGCUGAGCCAGGCCUGCAAGGAUAUCGAGACGGCACGCGAGGAGCGGGACGUGGCCCGCAAGGAGAGGACGGAGGCCAUCAUCCAGAGGGACCAGCUGCUGAGAGAGUAUUACCAGGCCAGACAGAAACAGGACUCGGCCACGCUGGACAUGGAGCGGGCGAGCAAGGAGAUCGAUAUGUUGAGGAAGCAGUAUGAAGCCAUCUCCCAGGAGCUGAAGGAGGCGCUGCAGGAAGCGGAGGUGGCCAAGUGUCGCCGCGACUGGGCCUUUCAGGAGCGGGACAAGAUCGUGGCGGAGAGGGAGAGUAUUCGAACUCUGUGCGACAACCUGAGGCGAGAGCGAGACAGAGCCGUGAGUGAUCUGGCAGACGCUCUGAGGAAUCUGGAUGACACGAGGAAGCAGAAGAAUGAUGCUGCACGGGAACUCAAAGAACUGAAGGAAAAAAUGGAGGACCAGUUGGAAAAGGAAGCGAGGUUUCGUCAGCUCAUGGCUCACAGUUCACACGAUUCAGCCAUCGACACUGACUCAAUGGAGUGGGAGACGGAAGUUGUUGAGUUUGAGAAGCACAGAGACAUGGAUUUGAAAGCUCUUGGGUUUGAUAUCGCAGAAGGGGUAAAUGAUCCCUAUUUACCAGGUGACUGUGGGAUAUUUAUUAGUAAGGUGGAUAAAGGAAGUGUUGCUGAAGGACGAUUAAGAGUGAAUGAUUGGUUGUUGAAAAUUAAUGACGUGGACCUGACCAACAAGGACAGGAAGCAGGUGAUCAUGGCAGUGCUGAGUGGGGAGGGAGUGAUCAAUAUGGUGGUUCGCAGGAGGAAGUCACUGGGAGGACGCAUCAUCACGCCCAUCCAGAUAAAUCUGGCCGGACACAAAGACAGUGGCAUAGGCCUGGAAAGUGGAGUGUUUGUUGCCUCUUUGGCCUCAGGAAGUCCAGCUGCCAGAGACUGUGCUCUUACUGUUGGGGACAGGCUGUUGGCUAUCAAUGGAAUUACACUUGAUGACAAGUCGCUCUCAGAAUGCGAGUCUCUGCUGCGAAGCUGCUGUGAUUCUCUCAGCAUCUCCCUCAUGAAGUUCCUCCCGCAGAGCUUCUCUGGCCAGAGUUUAUCUGAAGGACUGAAAGACUCAGAAAAGGCCUCUCGCCUCCACUCCUCUGAAAUCUACAGCAGAAACUGCAGGAACUCCAAGCACAGCUGCCCCAAACACAACUGCUCCACGCAAACGGACUUCUGCAGCUGUGACCUGGGGGACGGAGGGGAGGAGGAGUGCAAGGACACGCGUGACUCCCGCCACAAGCCCUUCUCCAGCCGCUCCCUGCACUCCCGCUCUCUCACCAUCUCCCACGCGCCCUUGGAGCCUCGCCCGGACUCGUGCUACAGGAGGCAUGAGCUCCACCAGCGCCCCUUCGCCUUCACCCCUGUGCCGUCCGACUGCAGCGCUCCACAGGCUGUGGAUCAGGGUCAGAGCAUCCCAGUAAAGGCCAGUGGAGGCACGUGGCCGAAGGUUAUAGCGGGAGCUUCUCUAGCGGACUACACCCAGCUGUCUAUAUACAAAAGGCCCAAACAGAGGAAGUCCAUCUUUGAUGUGACUGCUUUUAAGAGACCCGACGUGCCCCCGAAGCUGGACUACAUGUCCCAGUUACCCAAGCAUUUGCCACCCAGCUUAGUGUCCGAGUCCUCUCAGGCUCCGCCCACCCCACCAGCCAGGAGCGACUCGUUCCGGUUCAAACACCGACAGCAGAACAGCUCGGCCUCGGACUCCACCAUCACCACCGGCACUCCCCCGGCCUCUCCGGCCCAAGCCACCGGCCCCCGCUCCGACGCAGAGCCCGGUGCCCAGCUCUAUUACGCCGACGCCACUCCAGGACAGGGCAAGGAGUCUACAAAACCUGGCGAGGGAGAGAGGAGUCGGCACCGAGCGGAAGGGCAGGAAAGGAGGCGGUACCGGCCCAAAUCGGCACCGGCGCUGCGGCGGAAUGUGACCCCUUUACACAUCCCAGCUCCUAUGCAGGUACAGAGUUUCUGCAAGGACGAUCACUCCCCGGAACCGGUCGACCUGUUGCGCUUCUCUCCCAUGCGGACCAACCGGUACAGCAUGUCCUUUGCACCCCCCAGCUACAGCAGCGUCCCAGCGCACCCAGGAUUAUCCCCGUGUCCCGCCAUGACCACCGUGAUGAGAAACCCCAUCUACACGGCCUGGAGCCACGAGAUCCAGAGCAGCAACUGCCCCCCGGCUCCCAGUUCAGGAGUCCAUUCACAUUCACCCACAAGCCCUCAGCAUCAAGGUCGCCUCAGCCUGGACCUCGGCCACAAGCGCACUGGAGAUUUGACGGAGACGAGCUGCAGCCACCCCCCACAGAGCAACAACUCCCUGCCACGAAACAGCAGACCUGGCGCCUCUAGUACUUUGCAGCUCAGGACGGGGCGGAUUAAAAUGCCCCCGACUCGUUAUCCUCGCUCCGCUGGAUCCGACAGAGGCUCCCUCUCGCAUUCGGAGUGCAGCAGCCCGACACCCCCCAUGUCCCCCGUCCACCUGGACGCCUCGUCGUUUACCAGCAGCCAAUCGCACAGCUCGUUUUCCACUCAGCCCAGGAUAUCAGUCAGCCCCGCUCCAGCUGGAGACAGGCGGAAGGAUGGACUCCCACUGACAGUAAAUCCCAGGUUCUUCUCUUUAAGAAGCUUGAGGCCGUACUUGGAGGAGCCACGCAACGUGACGGUGCAGAAAGGAGCAGAACCACUGGGCAUCUCCAUUGUGAGUGGAGAGCAUGGCGGAGUGUUUGUGUCCAAAGUGACGGCAGGCAGCAUCGCUCACCAGGCUCAUCUAGAGUUUGGAGACCAACUCCUUGAGUUUAAUGGGAUCAACCUUCGCAAUGCCACCGAGCAGCAGGCGCGGCUGGUGAUCGGACAGCAAUGUGACACCGUCACCAUUUUGGCUCAGUAUAAUCCCCACAUGUUUCAGCUGGGCAACCACUCGCGUUCAGGUUCCCGGAUGGAGUCCAUCAGCAACCAACCAACACCUCAAGCCAGUGGCGCCACUACUCCAGACAACCACUCCAUGGCUGACUCGCUGAGUGAGCAGGAUGAGGGCACCAUCACGCCACCGUCCCAUCAAACGACCCCCGCCUCCACCCCCCAGAACUCCUUCAGGCUUCCUGGUUCCAGUUCACGCAGGGCCGCAGAGCCUCGGCUGGUGAGACUGAAGAGGGUCCAGGGGGAGCUGGGAGUCCAGAUCUGUGGAGGAAACCUUUACGGCGUCUUCGUGGAGAGUCUGGAUGAUGACAGUCCUGCUAAGAAUCCUGAUGGCCUGCUGCCUGGAGACCUGAUAUUGGAGUACAAUGGUGUCGGCAUGAGGAACAAAACUAAGGAGGAGGCGUAUCUGGAAAUGUUGAAACCAGCUGAAACAAUCACAUUCAAAGUCCAGAACCGUGUGGACGACCUUGAUGCUGUCAAAGAGACCCACGGAGAUGGAUUUUUUAUAAGAGCGCUCUACGACCGGGUGGCAGAGGUGGAGCAGGAGCUGAGCUUUAAGAAAGAUGACAUCCUCUACGUCGAGGACACGCUACCGAGCGGCUGCUUCGGAUACUGGCUGGCCUGGCAACUAGACGAGAACGCACAGCAGAUGAAGACGGGACAGAUUCCCAGCAAAUAUGUGAUGGACCAGGAGUUCUGUAGGAGACACUGCGUGGCCGAUAUGAAGGACGAUAAUGGCACAAAUAAGACGCUGUCUGCGGCUGCACGGAGGUCCUUCUUCCGCCGGAGGCUGAAGCACAAACGCAGCGGGUCCAAGGAUGGGAAGGAUCUGGCUCUGGACGCCAUUAGCACAGACUCCUUUCCGAUCACAGAAGACGGCGUGAGCCUGAUGUACCAGCGGGUUCAGAAAGUGGAGUGCCCGUCCCACAGACCAGUGCUGAUCCUGGGCCCGUUGGCGGAAGCCAGUAAGGACAUGCUGGUGACGGAGGCUCCCACGGAGUUCUGCCGCUGUCUGCCGGAGAUCAUGAAGGCCUCCCAGCAGGCCAUCGAGCGCGGAGUAAAGGACUGUGUAUUCAUCGACUACAAACGAAGGAGUGGACAUUUUGAUGUGACAACUGUCGCGUCAAUAAAGGACUUCACAGAGAAGGACUGUCACUGUUUGCUUGACAUUUCCCCUCACGCCAUCGAGCGUCUUCACAGCGUUCACAUCUUUCCGAUCGUCAUAUUCAUUCGCUACAAAAAUGCCAAGCAGAUAAAAGAGCAGAAGGAUCCUUUGUACCUACGGGAUAAACUCUCACAGAAACAUUCCAAGGAGCAGUUUGAGGCGGCUCAGAAAAUAGAGCAGGAGUACAGCAGCUUCUUCACAGGCGUUGUCCAGGGAGGCAGCGUCUCCCACCUUUGCACUCAGAUCAUGAGCAUCGUGGAGCAGGAGCAGAAUAAAGUACUGUGGAUUCCAGAAGGAUUGCACUAGAAACCGAGCCCUCGCCUCAUGACCACGGAGGGACUCUCUUUAUUAAGGCGUACAGUAUGAAAUGGUACAUUUAACCUGUAUCGCAAACACUCUUCCACAAAUAGCAAUAUCACUACAAAUGAUUGUGUAGCGUUCUCACGGCAGUAGAGGCGUACUGUAGCACAGCUAGAUUUGUUUACACUAGUAUUUAAUACUUGAAUGCUUCGCUGUCCCUUUUUAUCUAGUUGCAGUCUUUAAAAGCCAAUUUUUGAACACGAUCGACUGCGUCUGUGAAUCGGAGGACCACUGUGUUCCCUUCUCUUUGUACAGUUCCAUGAUAUUUUAUUUAUCGUAUUAAUUCAGAAAUGACGGUUAUGAAAGACUUUUCAAUGAUUGCAGUUGUUCAGUUCAUGAAAAGGCUAUUUUCAGGUAUUUUCUAUUUAUAGAAGGGUCAGAUUAGCUUCCUUCACAUUGUUUUAUUUUUCUCCGCUGAUAUAAUUUCACAACCUGAAUGAUACAAAGCAACGUUGAACAUGUUUAGGUUUUCUUGGAUUUAUUAACAUAUGGUUUCUAUGAUAGAUCCUAAAGCAUGUACGCUGGUGUUGCCACGGUUCUCAUGUGUAAUCGUUUUGCCAAUACUGCUCUGCGGUACUGUUUUUUUUUGUUUUUUUUUACUUUAUUUAAGAAGGGAUGCUUUAUUUUCAGUUUAUACUUGAUACAUUCACCUCUAAUUAGUUGGCUACGCCAACAUUUCAUCUUUAAAGCUGGAUGAAACACUUUUUUUGUGAGGUUUUCUCCUAAUGAAGGUCAAUAUUUCUAUAUGAAAAAUAAACUAUCACAUCACUCAGUGGAA